AUGCAAAACAGACUGAUCACAACAGAUAGACUAACUGCUUGGGGUAUAAAUGUGGAUCAAAGUUGCAAACUGUGUCAAGGACAAUUUGAAUCUAGAGAUCACCUGUUUAUGCAAUGCUCCUACACUCAGACUCUGUGGAAAAAAUUGCUGAUAUGGUUAAACAGACCUGGUUUCCAAGCUCAGUCAUGGGGACAACAGGAAAACUGGAUUGUAGCAAAUACAAAAGGUAAAUCACAGGCUGCUCAGAUAUUGAAGCUGGUAUACACGGAAUUUGUACAUGUAGUAUGGCAGGAAAGGAACCAGAGAACGUUUGAAAACAAGUCAAAACAAUGGGGCGUGUUAGCUAGAGAAAUAGCCUAUGUGAGUAAUGUUAGAGCCUCUCUGGGCAUUAGAGCUAAGUUACAGCAGCUGCUGUUUUGA
Molecule: messenger RNA, 420 nt
Organism: Lycium barbarum (goji berry)
Lineage: Eukaryota; Viridiplantae; Streptophyta; Magnoliopsida; Solanales; Solanaceae
Exons: 1
Coding region: 1-420 (139 amino acids)
Source: RefSeq, a predicted model, not a curated record